GCUCAGUGUCCGACAUAGUUGGCGAUGACGCUGAGAUCGACGAUGAGUGUUCGAAAUGCGAUGAGAAUGCUGGAUGCAUAUACAAAGAAGGGGCUUACAAAUGUCAAUGUGACGCAGGUUACGAAGGAGACGGAUACAGUUGCACAGGUAUAUUGGGUCUGAAUUAGGAACUGUAUACGAAUUUGAAUUAGUCAUCUUAUGGAAGCAGUGCAACACCUCAACCUGUGGUCCCCAACGACGACGGCUAAUUCAUGCAAUCAUAAUCGUAAUUUGAGAAGAAAUGAAUUAUUAAAAGCGACGCGAAAGUAAAAGUUGUUUUCUACCUUGCGUUUUUGCAACGGCAAACAAGACGUCCUCGACAUUGAUCAAAUUUAGCGAGAAUUUUCCCAUCCAUUCGUUCGGGCUUGUACUUCAAGGUUUUCAAAUGUUUUCACACCGAUUUUAAACAACAAAAAAAAAAUUUAAAGUAACAAUGGAUUAACACAAUGCGUAAUAGUGUUUUUAUUGUUAGUAUUUUUCAACAUUAAUCUUUUAUUUUGAUGUCACAUAAAUCAGAGACAUUUACACGCUCGCGGAAAUUGUACUCAUGUGAAAUCGAUUGUUUUUGACGUCAGCACCAUCCUGGCCGCGCAGAUUUCGUAGCGUGAUGAUUUCCUCGUGUUUUCUUCCUUGAAUUUAAACUUUGUAUUUUUGUUAUACAAGAGGAGUGGAGCAAAUUUUUCGAAAUUCUACAAAUAAUUUUCUCUGCAAUCGUCGUUCACGAAUAUCUGGAAAACUUAUUUGUAAACCUCCCUACAAAUUUUGACGUUUUUUCCAUCAUGAACCAUAAAAAUUCACCGAAGGGGAGUAAAGAUACUAACUGUUAAAAUUUAUUGUGAAAUUAGCCUGCGUAGUGGCUCUCAGAGAGAGGAGAGAAGAGCCUGGACGAGAUCUACUGUUUUGCCACUUCCGCCCACUUAGCAUGCGGGCUACGCCCACUUUCAACGGAUGUUAAAAUUGGCCAAUCACACCAAUUGUUUACGUUUACAAAUUACUUGUCAAAAUGAAGUAAUACAGAUUGCUUUAUGUUUGCAAAUUUCAAAACGAAAUAAUAUACGGAUGUAGGGCAAUCUCUAUCGUCGUCACAAAUAUAAUGAAGGAAAGAAAUGUGCCUGAAGCCAUCACGCCAGAGAGAGCAAGUCCUGUUCAUAAGACAUAAGCAGUGGCGGAAAUUCACUUUUCCGGUGGGCGUGGGGCAAAACCUCCUACAUUUCCGACAAAACUUUCAAAUUUCCGACAAAUCCCCCCCCCCCAAUUGCAUUCGAAAAGGCUGUUUUUAGCCCUCAAAAUUGCCGAAAAUUCAUCAAUUUCCGUAAAGGAGGGGGGUAGGGGCGGUCGCCCCCCUGUCUCACCGAGAUUUCCGCCACUGGACAUAAGCAUUUACAGCAAUUCUCUCCUGGCACAAAAUUAUUAGGUACAAAAUCAUGAAGAAAACUGAAAUCUAUUUGUCGUCGAUGAAAGCGAACACCCUCGUGAAGACGCUGCUAACAGACAGCAAUCCAACGAAGACACCACAGCCAAUAUCUCUAGAGCUUCAUGAACAAAGUUCGUAAACACCUGUUUUGUGUAACUGUAAAUCGUGGCCCUAAAGCUCUUUAGAAGAAACACCUCUCAAUACUGUAAUUAUGCAUCCGCCGUGUUUGUACGUUACAAUCUCGUACCCAGAGCCCUUUUUACGCGCGGUGCGACGAGGGGCUCUUGCCAAAUCCAUAUCCGAACUGGCAUCUAAUUGGCUAGUUCUAGCACAAGAUAUUGUUUUCUUACCAUGUUUUCAUGGUAUCCGGUUAUGGAUUUGGCCAGAGCCCCUCGUCGCGCCGCGCGUAAGAAAGGCUCUGGGUACGAGAAUGGUACGUUGAUAAUUUUAGCAUCAAUUAGCUUCAAAGCAUUGGGUUUCGUGUAGGGCCGUAGGCUGUCCUUUCCGAUCUCUGAUAGCUGCUGCGCAGACUAUUGUGAAAUUAGACAAAAGUGCAAUAAACGUCAUGGUUGCCGCGACCACACUAACAAUGUUUUUAUUUGUUCAUAAAUGGACAGUACAUAUAGGUUCUGAACUUUCCUGAAAAGGAUCAUAUUCGGUGCUGUUUUUCUAUAUUUUUUCUUUUAUAUUAUAAAGUUGUUUCCUUUAAACCUGCCAUUUGCUGGAAACACGGCCCAAGGCGGUGCCAUGUUAUUUUCGUAGUUCUUCCACAUAUUGCAUUCGCUGGUAUCACAGGGAACAAACAUUUGUCCUUUUCUUUACCUGGAAAUGAUAAAUGACUAGUGACCUAAUGAAAUUUGCGGGCAAUACUUCAGUUUCCAAAGUUAUCGCAAAAUGCUGUUAGCUUCCUGCCAGAUAAAGUAAACGGAGUUCAGAAAUGUUUAAAUGAUAAUAAAUUUCAACUUAACCUUGGUAAAUGCAAAGAACUAAGGAUAAAUUUUACUCCCUACCAUUUACGGAUGAACCCCUAAAUAUAAACCGGGAGCCAGUUGAAAUUGUAAAAUCCUCGAAAGUAUUGUGUAUGACACUGAGAGUAACUUAUACAAGUGACUUGAAGUGGAAUAAGCACGUAUACUAAUUAUUAAUUAAUUUAAGCAAUAUCGUGGAAAAUUAAGGUUUCUAAAUUCGACUUUUAAUAUUUAUUAUUAAAAAAAUCAUUAUGCUUCUUUUAUUAUACUUAUGCUUCUUUUAUUAUAUAUAUGCUUCUUUUAUUAUAUUUAUUAUUAGCAUGACAAAAUUACUGGAUGCUGAUUGGUUGAGAGGAGUAUAAUUAUUUCAUUAAUUGUACUGCAGUACAAUUAAUGAUUUUCACCAAACAAACAACAUGGCGGAAAGGUAUUUAACAAAAUACAAAUGUGAAAUGAAUUUUCCUAGAGGAACUAGAUGAAAAUACGAACAAAAGCACCAAAUGUUGCUUUAACAAAAGAACUAAAUGAAAAUACGAACAAAAGCACCAAAUUUUGGUUGAAACGUCUUUUCAACGACCACAAAGCAAACCACCUGCUCGUAUUGACGAUGGUUAUUAAAGGUACAACCAUAUCGUUUCAAUGUUCAGUAUCAACCGGUUCUGACAAUCCAGCCGACUUUAUGUCCGCCAUCCGUUGCCAUCAUCACCUACCAGCCAUGAGGAGAGAUGCGCUGAAGAAUAUGUUAAUUUCGUUUCAAUGCAUGCUGUUCCAAGGCCCUUACGCUGGAAGAAAUCAAAGAAGCCACAAAAGCGAUACCACAUUCAAGCUGUCAUUCAAGCAAUUCAAACCAAACAGUGGCAUAAUGCGAAACUCCAACCUCUGUUGAUCGAAGUCGGUAGAAUGUUUUUUUCACAUCCAAAACGAACUGUCAGUUAACAGUGAUCAAAGUCUCCUCCUACGUGGUACCCGUAUAGUCAUACCAAGUAAACUUCAAACCAUGUGAUAGACCUCGCACACGAAGGCCAUCAAGGCAUAUCACGGAAAAAAACUCUUACGUGAGAAGGUCUGGUUUCCGACCAUUGAUAAACAAGUGGAAGAAAAGGUUAGCUGUGCUUAGCUUGCCAAGUCACAACAAACACAAGCAACAUUGAACCAUUACGUAUGCCUGAAGCUAGCAAGAAUCCAUGGGAAAGUGUAUCAAUUGAUUUUUGCGGCCCGUUUCCCAGUGGUGAGUACUUACUUGUACUGAUUGAUGACUACUCACGAUACCCCGAAGUAGAUAUUAUUAGAACAUAGCCCAUACAACUGUUAUUCCCUGUCUUGACAAAAUCUUUGCUACUCACGAAUUCCCAGAACAGUUAAAUCGGACAAUGGCGCCCCAUUUAAUAGUACAGAAUUCAAACAGUUUGCUAAUUAUCUUGGUUUCCAACAUCAGCGUAUAACGCCCUAUUGGCCUCAGGCAAACGGAGAAGCCGAACGAUUUAGAGAACAUUAAAGAAAACAGCUAGAACUGCCAAAGUUGAAGGCAGGUCUUGGAAACAAACUGUUUACCUUCCUCAGAAACUACCGAGCUACGCCCAUAGUGUAACCCACCAGGCUCCUGCAACUUCUAUUCAAUCGUGCCAUAAAUGUCAAGUUACCCCAGUCACAAACUGUAGCACCAGCUGACCCAAACCAUCAACAAGCACUUGAUGCAUCUGUAAGUCAAGACAAAAGAACAAGGUCCACUUUGACAACGAAACAAAGCCAAAUCCUCUGAAUUAAAGUCGGUGAUGCAGUCCUGCUGAGAAACUCAAAGAAAGGUAAAUUGCAGACCCCUUAUGAACAUCAGAAAUACCAAAUUGUUAAGAAGAAAGGAUCAAUGAUUACAGCGUCAAAUGACAAUCGCCAAGUCACUCGGAACUCGUCACAUUUUAAAAAGUUUAAAGAAAAGAAAGGUGAAACAGAUAACCCAGCAGAUAAAGAAGAACAGCCGAGCAAGCAGAACACCAAUGAACGCCCGAAAAGGAAAACAAAACCACCAGCCUACUUUGGCUAUAAACAGUCAGAUAAGUAA
Messenger RNA from Paramuricea clavata, 4477 nucleotides. Lineage: Eukaryota; Metazoa; Cnidaria; Anthozoa; Malacalcyonacea; Plexauridae. The record is from the annotation of a GenBank genome assembly.